Molecule: messenger RNA, 681 nt
Organism: Dinoponera quadriceps
Lineage: Eukaryota; Metazoa; Arthropoda; Insecta; Hymenoptera; Formicidae
Exons: 4
Coding region: 1-681 (226 amino acids)
Source: RefSeq, a predicted model, not a curated record
AUGAGAGCGUUGCAUGUAAUUUUCUUGGUGAUUUGUUUCUACUUGAUCUACUCGGUGCUUGCCGGUGUCCAAAGUAAUAAGGCUAAUCCUACAGAUGAUGUGCCAUCAAAAGCGGUAGGCAAAGAGGAAGAAGAUUCAAACAGAUGUUUGUUAAGAAAAGGAAUUUCUUUGUGCCAGGACGAAAGGUUUAAGCCAUUCAAUAUGUCGGUGUGUUGGAGUGAAUUCCUUAUCCGCAAGAUAGGCAAUUACGACUGUGAAAAAAUGAAUACUGAAUAUCAGCACGAUAUAGAAGCUCAAAAAGGAGCAAAUAUGUCUAGAAAACAGAGAAAUAUAGAUUAUAAAAGUGCAACAAUAGAUUAUAUAAACACAUCAUUAAACAUACAGAAUUUAACAAUAUUUCGAAAUCUUUAUGAUUUCACUAAGGACUUAACUUACAGUUGGGUCACAAGCUGGAAAAAAGAAAAUAUAAAACCAAAUUGUAAGUUUGACUCGAAAACGAAAGAAAAGUAUUAUUCAGCUUUAUCAGAACUUGUCAAUUCAUUACCAUUGUGCCCCUGCCUAUAUUCAACUGAAAAAAAAGAGUUUUGGAGUAUCUGGGACGAAAAUAGUAAGAAAAAUUAUUGGCGAGUUAUUAAAAUGAUGGCAUCGGAUAAGGGCAAUAGAUGUAUUAAAAAUCCGUAA